UUCAUAAAGGAUCACUGCCCUGCAGAGAUUGGAGCAAGCCAGCGGUGAAUGUUCACGUUACAAAUGAAACCAAUUAGUUCAGCUCAGGCUGCGUUGGGAUAGAGUCUGUGAUGAGACACUGCUGCUGACAGAGGGAGGAGACAUCCCAGAGUUUCUGCACAGAGCACAAUACAAUAUCAGACCAGACAAGACAACAAGCACUGGGUCUUCAGAACAGUUUGUAUUUAGUUUUCUUUUUUUUCAAAUCUCUUUGGACACAGAGUAAAGGGCUUUUCCAAAAUUUAAUUUUUAGUUAACAUUUAAUUUUAAUGUUGGGACCCAUUACUUCAGUUUUCACUUAAAAUGCAACACAAGUGACUUGCAAAGAGAUUCAUGUGACUCGUGAUUUCAGCCGCUGAUCAUUGUGCAUCCUGGGAAACUGGAAAAGUGUGACAUCAAAACAGUUUUAUCGCAGGCGUCCGGUUCAUCAAACAGAUGGAGAAGAUACAGACGAUAAGUCUGAUCGUUUUCCUGACGGUCUGCGUGGACGCUCAGAAGCGUCCGCCGUCCUCAGACAGCGGAGGAGGGCGCUGCUCCUACACCUUCGUGGUUCCGCAGCAGAGAGUCACGGGGGCGCUGUGCUUGGACACGCGCUCCGCCGCCACCAACUCCUCAGAGGUGGCGGCGCUGAGGGCGGAGCUCAGGCGGCAGCAGGAGCGGCUGGAGGAGCUGCAGGCCCAGCUGGAGCAGGGGGGCGCCGUCGCCGCGGAGAUGCGGGCCCUGCGCCAAGAGAGCGACGGCAUGAACGCUCGCAUCGCCCAGCUCUACGCUCAGCUGCUGCACGAAGUCAUCCACAGGAAGGACCAGGCUCUGGAGCAGCGUCGGGUGGAGAACCUCCUGCUCAACGCCACGACACAGGUGCUGCAGGUGUCCAGUAAUUACAGGGAGCUGGAGAAGAAAUACGGGGCCCUCACCUCCAUCCUGAGCUCUCAGAACCAGUUUAUUGCACGUUUGGAGAAGCAAUGCGAGUGCAGGGACUCUGCUCCUCUGUCAUCACUGGUGACGAGCGACCCGCCGAAGCCCCAGCCCAGCGUGCAUCCUAAUUACAGCUCCGAAGCCAGGGAAACGGGCAACGACGUUCAAAGGGACCAAAGUGCCUCGCCGUCACAGCAGGGGAGGACGAGGGGAGUCCAUUCCCUUCCCACCGCUGCAGCCAGCGGCCCCACGGACCCUCCUUUCAUUAGCUCCCCCGUCACAAAGGCUCCAGGGCCGUGGCGGGACUGUCAGCAUGCGCUGGAGUCGGGGGAGACCUCCAGUGGGAUCUACCUGCUCCACCUGCAGGCCGCCAACCGCCUCCUGCAGGCGUGGUGCGAGCAGAGCCGGGCCCACGGAGGCUGGACGGUCAUCCAGAGGAGACAGGACGGCUCGGUUAACUUCUUCAGGACGUGGGAGCAGUAUAAGCAAGGCUUCGGGAACCUGGAUGGAGAGUACUGGCUGGGAUUGGAGCACCUCUACUGGCUGACCAAGCAGGCCCGCUACAAGCUGCGCGUGGCGCUGGAGGACUGGCAGGGCCGCGAGGCCUUCGCCGAGUACGACAGCUUCCGCCUGGAGCCGGAGAGCGACUGGUACCGGCUGCGCUUGGGCCAGUACCGCGGGACGGCGGGGGACUCGCUGUCGUGGCACAGUAACAAAGCCUUCACCACGCUGGACCGAGACAAGGACGCCUACUCCGGAAACUGUGCUCAUUACCAGAAAGGAGGCUGGUGGUACCACAUGUGCGCUCACUCCAACCUGAACGGGGUGUGGUACCGGGGCGGGCACUACCGCAGCCGCUACCAGGACGGGGUCUACUGGGCUGAGUUCCACGGGGGGUCCUACUCCCUGAAGCGAGUUUCCAUGAUGAUUAAACCAACAUAGUCACAUGGAGACGGACAAGUGUGAUGGAAACAUUAUGCAUCAGUUCUAUGUGGUUAUACACACAUAGACACAUGGUUGAAUUAUGGACAAGCUGUAAGGAUGUGAUGUGCGACGUAAGCUAUGUGAAACUGAUUAUUGUUCAGUCAAGAAAUGGUUGUUUUUAAGUGUGCGACGUGCUUCAAUAAAAUACAAACAUACAGGAAGUAAGUUGUUGCA
This is a messenger RNA of Betta splendens (Siamese fighting fish), 2112 nucleotides long. It is a transcript of the gene angptl6, whose product is annotated as angiopoietin-like 6. Bases 475 to 1896 code for a protein of 473 amino acids. The record is from RefSeq and is a predicted model, not a curated record. NCBI's taxonomy places the organism in Eukaryota, Metazoa, Chordata, Actinopteri, Anabantiformes, Osphronemidae. The transcript has 7 exons.